UCGUCCUUUGUUGUUGUUGGUCCUGUGGUGGUCGUCGUCGUCGUUGUCGUCACUGUCCUUUUCGUUGUCAUUGUAGUGGAAGUGGUAAACGUCGUCGCUGUCGCCGUCAUCAUCAUUGUUGUCGUCGCGUGGACAUCGCCAAAGGCAUCUACACCACCGUGUCAGUGUACCUUGUGUCGAAGGCCCUGGACUGAGGCUCCUCACUACCCAAUCGAAGAUCAUGAAGUCAUCGGGUUCGUUCAGGGAGCAGGUGGCCACUGUGAGCAGCUGGUUCGACCAGUGGAACCCGUGCGAGCAGACUGUUGCCCUGUACUCACUCCUGAAGAAACUGGGUCCGGUCCAGGGUCGGUUUUUGGGACUGUGUCUCUCCCAACAGGGGCUACAGGCUUCGAAAGACAUGAAGAUCAACGAACAGAACGCCAACGACCCCGGUUUCGUGCGUGGACUCGACAGCGCUUCGCAGUUGGUCGUCCACCUGCCCCUGCUCCGGCCUGGGAACGAUAACGCGAAGCAAGUCUACCUCGAGCAGAUUCCAAUAGCGUUAUCCACGGCUGUCGACACGUGUCUCGAAGUCGAAGAGGCGAGACAACUCCUCAGCUAUGCCCUGAUCCAUCCCGCCCUUGGCAGCGAAGAGCGUCGGGCUCUCGGCCUCUGGCUCAAACACCUCGAGCAUUGCAUAGCCUCCCCUCAGAUCACGCAUGACUCCACGAACAACAAUAAUAAUAAACAUAUUAACGUCAACCACAACAACAACAACAAUAAUAUUAUUAACAAUAACAAUAAUAAUAGCAACAACAUGAACAACAACAACAACAUCAACAACAGCAUCAACUACGAUCCCGCGAUGAAGGACGUCACGGGAUGGUUGAAAACCCUUCGUCUGCACAAAUAUUCUCCGCUCCUCAUGAGUAUGUCCUACGACCAGAUGUUGAUGUUGAACGAGGACCAACUCGAAGCUCACAACGUGACUCAGGGAGCCCGCAAUAAAUUGAUUCUCAACAUCAAGAAGCUUCAGCAGCGUCAAAUGCGCCUACAGGCCCUCCAGAAAGACAUCGAGUGCGGCAACGGGGACUUGAAGCAAAUCAUCGAGGAAGUCCGUUCCAUCCUGGUCACACCCAUGAAAGCUUAUCCUCAGGAGCCUGUCCCCCUACAGGACGACGACAUUCCCAGAGAGAUAACGCGAGUGCUCGCCAAGAUCUGUUCCACUCUGUUGACAUCGCCCGUCUUCGAUCACAGCCUGGUCCCGGCCUAUGUACAGCUGCUGGACCGUUGUCUCGCGCAUGAUCAGUUCUGCCAAACCCUCAAACGUCGGAUUUACAGUUGGAAACAGCAGAUCGCGAAAUUUGGGGCCCGAAGGAGGCCCUACACCCUACCGUGGAUGAGCAAAGACAUGCCCGGUGUGCCAAGCAGGACGGCGAAUACGUUGCCUUUCGGAACUCGACCCUCGAACAUUGUGGAUCCGGAUUAUGAAGACCGUUUGGAGUCUCUCUGCUUGUCGGUGACCGAGCACGCUAUCGGCGACACCUUCCACAGCUAGGUGGAACCGCGACGACGCUCGAGUGAAUUCGAUGUUGAGGGAACGGAAAGAAAACGGUGAACGGUGAUGGACAGACGGCGGCCGUAUCGGCCAGCGAGUCGAGGACCCGGGCCAGCGAGUCGAC
Molecule: messenger RNA, 1661 nt
Organism: Galendromus occidentalis (western predatory mite)
Lineage: Eukaryota; Metazoa; Arthropoda; Arachnida; Mesostigmata; Phytoseiidae
Product: protein Smaug homolog 1
Exons: 2
Coding region: 221-1537 (438 amino acids)
Biological process (GO): nuclear-transcribed mRNA poly(A) tail shortening; negative regulation of translation; regulation of DNA-templated transcription
Cellular component (GO): P-body
Molecular function (GO): translation repressor activity; mRNA binding; protein binding
Source: RefSeq, a predicted model, not a curated record